Messenger RNA from Scutellospora calospora, 306 nucleotides. NCBI's taxonomy places the organism in Eukaryota, Fungi, Glomeromycota, Glomeromycetes, Diversisporales, Gigasporaceae. The record is from the annotation of a GenBank genome assembly.
AUGUCAUAUAAUAAUAGUGUUUCUGAGAAAGAUCAGUCGGCUUUCCCGACAAUUACCGUUCUGGAGGUGUCGGAAGAUAAACGUUUAGAUAAUGAUAAUAAAAGAGCUCGAGCAAACUGUUGUGGCUGUAUAACAGAACAAGUGGGAUUUUUCGGAUUGUUAAAUACUUUAAGUUCUAUUUCUACUUUGGCAUCCUCUGACCUCGUUAGUAGAGAUGAAAUAAUUUUAAUAGUUUCUGUUAUCUUAUAUGCCAUGAUGUCUAUAGUUGGAAUUAUUGGUGUUUUGGCAAUCCGAAAAACUGUUAUU